AUGGCAGGCAUCCUCAUCGGCAUCGCUAUCUCUAGUUGGCUGGUGCUAGGCUCCAUCGUGUACCCUCGGCAAGCGGACGCGCUGCCUACGUCAACCGCUGGAUGCCCAAACUUCAACCGAACCAUCCACGCUGGAUCUUACGCGUCACCUCCCGCGCCAAGUGGGUUCCUCCGGUUCUACCACAUCUCCUUCAAAUGGGUCGUCCUAGUCGGCUUUCUCACCCACCUGAUCGUCUCGCUGGUCGUCAGUCUCCUCUUUGCUGAGGGUAGCAAGCCGGACAUGCAUAUGCAACGCAACGAGAAGGACUGCGUGGAUCCCCAGUACAUCUGCCCCUUCAUACGUCCAUGCAUGCGAAACUACAUCCGGUGCAGUAACGACGCUGACAACGCACUCGGGGAGCAACUGCGGACGAACGGAACGGCACCAACUGAACUCUGCGAGCUCACGUCGGAAUGGCAACAGCCUACCGGGUCCACAGGGCCUAGAACCACAGAACCAUGGUGCGCAAUGCCAACUUGAAACGUCAUCGAACUCCACUGUUUCAUUUCCAUCAUGUACUACUUAUUUUCACGCGGACAUAAGAUGUCCACUCAUGUUUAAAAAUAUGUCUGGCGUUCUGCUUCACGCUCAUGGAAAAUAAAGAAAAGCUAG
Dermacentor albipictus is the source of this 651-nucleotide messenger RNA. The record is from RefSeq and is a predicted model, not a curated record. NCBI's taxonomy places the organism in Eukaryota, Metazoa, Arthropoda, Arachnida, Ixodida, Ixodidae.